Messenger RNA from Poeciliopsis prolifica (blackstripe livebearer), 1040 nucleotides. RefSeq names its product Ig heavy chain Mem5-like. NCBI's taxonomy places the organism in Eukaryota, Metazoa, Chordata, Actinopteri, Cyprinodontiformes, Poeciliidae. Gene Ontology annotation, cellular component: external side of plasma membrane; immunoglobulin complex, circulating; blood microparticle. Gene Ontology annotation, molecular function: antigen binding; immunoglobulin receptor binding. The transcript is spliced from 8 exons. Bases 1 to 1020 code for a protein of 339 amino acids. The record is from RefSeq and is a predicted model, not a curated record. Gene Ontology annotation, biological process: complement activation, classical pathway; phagocytosis, recognition; innate immune response.
AUGACAGUCAUAAAAAGUGUCUUCCUCUUGGCUCUCAUAUCAGCUGCCCGGGGUCAGUCCCUCACCUCCUCAGAGGCAGUGAUCAGCAAAGCAGGACAAUCAGCCAUUCUGUCCUGUAAAGUACAAGGACUGGCUCUUGCAUGGCUCCACUGGAUUCGUCAGAAACCGUUAGAAGCACUAGAAUGGAUUGGACGCAUCGACAGUGGCACCGACUUUUCUGAGCACAUGAUUUUUCUUUCAGGUGUUUUCAGUCAGACUCUGACUGAAUCUGAACCAGCAACAAAACGACUUGGAGGAUCCCACACUCUGACCUGUACAUAUGCAGGAAUAUCAGAUGGCUCUGCUGAUAUUAGCUGGAUCAGACAGGCUGAAGGAAAAGGACUGGAAUGGGUUGCCCAUAUUUCUGCUCCCAGUGGAAGCAUUAAACGUUAUUCCCCAUCUGUCCAGAACCGCUUCACCAUCUCCAGAGACAACAACAAGGAUCAAGUGUAUCUACAGAUGAGCAGCUUGAAGACUGAAGACUCUGCAGUUUAUUAUUGUGCUCGAAGGACACAAAAUUAUUUCGAUGUCUGGGGUAAAGGAACCACAGUUACUGUUAAACCAGCUGGUCCUGAUAUUUCUCUGUCCCUCUUCGUCCUCAGUCCUCUGUCGUCUCCCGACUUCCCCCUGAAGACAGCAGACGAGCUCGGUCCAAACGUCUGUCUGGUCACUGAUUUCCGUCCAAAGGGGGAAGAGGUGGUUCUGAAUGGAAAAGGAGAUCCGGUCAAUGUGAACUCUACUGAUGCUGUUCUGUCAAAGGACAACACCUACAACUUUGUUGCUUACAGCAACAAAACCAUCUAUUCAUGUGAGAUGAACGGGACCUUCGGCAACAAUGAAGCUGAUGACAAAUGUGGCAGCAUUUAUCCAGAAAAAGCCAAGCUGAACUUCUACCUGCUGCUGAUGAACGGAGUCCGAGUGGUGUUCACCAAAGCUCUGGCCUUCAGCACCGUCCUCACCAUCAGAGGCCUGAUCUUCUGAAACUGAGCCUUCUAGGCCAC